Messenger RNA from Cephus cinctus (wheat stem sawfly), 5340 nucleotides. RefSeq lists its product as uncharacterized. The record is from RefSeq and is a predicted model, not a curated record. The transcript has 10 exons. Lineage: Eukaryota; Metazoa; Arthropoda; Insecta; Hymenoptera; Cephidae. The coding region runs from base 1293 to 3149 and encodes 618 amino acids.
CGAUCUACUGCCACACCUGGAUCGCACUGUAAUCAGAAAAUAAUGAUCUGAUUCUGAACUCGGCUCUAAUUCACGUGGAUGAUGGAAAUCCGUGCUCCUCUUCAUUGUCUCGAUAACCAUUGAGUGUUUUUCUUACAAAUGGACCAAUUAUAAGCUGAGCGUGAAAAAAAAGCGUGUCGCCUGGGGUAUAUAAAGAGUACAUGGAGUAACUGGAGGACAUUUUAACGAGCACUUAUUCGACGCGGAUGACGACCAGGAAGUUGUACAACGCGAAAUCCUUAAUGACGUCGUUUCUCGAAGAAGCCUCUACCGAACGCACGCGAAACUUUGCGACUCUUCAGAGACUUUCGAGAACUUUGAUCCCACGAGUUUCUUCAUAAUAAAUCCUCAGAUCGACCAUAUUGAAAAGGCCUCAGAUUACUUAACUCGCACUGUGUCUCGAAGCCGUCAAUUCUUCAAAAAAAUUCCAAACAGCCACCCUUGUAUUCGAGCAGUAGCUUUAUAUUCUGAAAUGGAAUUGUAGUGGCAACAGUUUAUCCAAUUACGCACCUGGAGAACAGUCGUACAUGAAAAUAGAGUAAAACGGCAGGGGUUGGUAACACUGAUAUUAGAUACUUCAGAGUCGACCUUUCGCCUCGAUUAACGUUUUCAAGUCGCGCAAGGUCCGCUUUAAAUGGUCUCCCUUCAAAUUACACAAGCCAAGUCUAAUAGGGCUUUCAGACAUUAAAGGUGUGUAUAAGUACGAUUUCAGGAAAAUACGUUAUUUGGUAGUUUGUACCAAAUGGCGACCAGAAAUUUUUAUUGGCAGGAAGAUGUUACAGCAAUUUUAUCGAUCGGUUUGAUACCAUCCCACCUUCUGGCAAGCCUUUUGCCACAGUAAAACACCUGCUUGGACAUUUUUUCUUAAGAAACAAAAAAGAAAAAGGAAGCAUAAAUAAAGUCGAUUGGAUUGUCGCCGCAAUCGACAUCAGCCUUAAACAAGUCAUGGCUGAAGGUUCUUGCUUGUCAUUCCCCGUACCAGUUCACAAGGUAUCCAAGCUACUCGUAUGCCAACCUGAAAUAAUCCUGAUCAUCAUUGACCACCCUGUAGUUUAUGAUAAAAUUGUGACAGCUCAAAGCCAACGCUUAAGCUCCAUUCCGUAUUGGCAGUACUGCUUUCGUCAGAAUUACCUCUGUGAAAAUGGCGUAAUUUCUAUCUGACCUUAUUUCUUUAUUAUACACACGUCACCCGAACGCUCCUUGACAUAGAGACGUGAACAACACAGUCCAGUGAGUCUUCCGUUUCCGUUAGGAUGAACUGGGACGUUUCAGACAGUAGGACGAUGUCUUGGGUUUCAUUGGUUUUACUGGUACUUCGGUCAGAGGUCACCGCUCGAAUUCUACCCGUUGAGAAUUUAAUACCAGUGCAGGAAAGGCUGGCGUUAUGCGUUACGAGUAUAAUGAACGGACUACCUAAUGUUGGUAGUAGGAUAAUCGUUUACUCGGAUGGCAGCAGCGACCUUAUUGGAAGUUUCACCGACUUGUCGAUAUACCUUAGGAAUCCUUGGAUCGUUAAGAGUUCAAAGAACUUCAAGAGGCAUCAGAAUAAGGGUGCUGUUAUGAUUAUUGGUCCACAUGAUGAUUACAUGGCUAUAUAUAUGCUUCCGGAAUUAAAACCUUCAGGAAUGCUCGUGAUCAUAUCCUUGCGACGGAUAAAGAACUUGCGGAGCAUCUUCAAAGUCGUCGCCGACGCUAACAGGGCACGCACUGUGCUUUUAAUGCCCAAUGAAAAUAACACUGUGGAGUUAUAUUCAUACACCAUGAACGCUUAUAGGCAAUGUGGAAUUGUGACAGUCAUUAAGAUGGGUGAUUGUUCUUCGAAGACUUUGCAUUAUGAUAUAUCAAAGAUAUCGAAUAACUUUAAUGGCUGCCCAGUAAAGUUAUCUACUGCGAUGUGGAUGCCGUAUUGGACUUUGGAAAUUCAUAAUGGGACUAAAGUCGAUACGGGAAUGUUUCGCCAUCUCUUUGCUUGGAUUGUCCAGCGACUUAAUGCUACAGCUCAAUAUUCAGCAGUGAACGAAAUUGCGGAUAUCAACUCGGUGGUCCAAAAUGGCGAAGCAGAUAUCGGCUAUGGUAGCAUUGUCACGUAUCCAGAUGCACCUGCUAUAUUUUCAAAGCCCUAUAUGUAUAGUUCGCCCUUGAUAAUACUUCCUGCAAUGAAAUUAAAUUUGUCGCUUCUAUACGUAACGGCCCUUACGUUAAAGGUAAGUGGUGAAUCGUUCAGUGACUUAAAGCUUUCUUUGAACCUCCCAAUGUUUCAGGACUGGCUAAUGAUGACGGGAAUGGUAUCGAUAAUCAUUUUAAUGGGCACUUUAUCGAAUAUUUUCGAUAAAAAAUUUCCCCUCCUUCAAACCAUUCCAUCGUUCCUUGGUAAUUCCGCCGUAAUCCGUGUGACGUCACUGACGCAAAGAUUGUAUAUGAUUUGUUGGAUUUUUCUUGGAUUCGCUGCAACGCGCGUCUAUCUGGUUAAUCUGACUAUGCUAAUGUCUCCCUCAACUAAUUACGGCUCUAGGAAAUUUCGCACCAUUGAACAAUUUGAAAGCAGUUACACAGGAAAAAUUGUUGGGACGCCUCAUUUGAAGCAGCAAUUUCACGAAUGCUGUCCGCAUUUAUUUCAGAACUAUGAGAAUGUAACGAUUGCAGAUUUUCAAUUUGCUUUGGCGAAUUUAACGAGUGGAAUAAGUACACUACCAAUGGUGGCUUCGUAUACACUGGUAUUAAAUACUAAAUUCCAGUUUCGACACGUCACCUAUAUUCCGGAAGAAGUUUCAUUACAACCUAUAGUUAUUGCCGUACCAAUGUACAGUACUUUAAUGUCAACUAUCAACUGGAUUAUCAACGGUGUCAAUCAAGGUGGUUUUAGUGCAUUGUGGCUUACUCGGAUGCAAUAUAAAUCCUCAAAAUCUUGGCAUAAAGUAGGCAGCAUCGAUGAUCAAACUUUUAGUAUGCAGCAUAUACAGGGCGCACUUGUUAUAUUAGGAACAGGCUUAACAUUUUCUAUGCUCGCAUUCCUGGGAGAAUUAUUAAUUAAUUCUUAUCUGGUUAAAUGGAAGCAAGUUUUCAGACGACUAAGUCGAUGCCGACGCCUACGCGAAACGUCGAGUUCAUGAAGAUGGUUUUGUUCUGGUUGAUAAUGACGCUUCUAGGAUUUCUAUUGGUUCGACUACUUGUGCCGUCAUUCAAGUAAUUCUCUGUAUUCUCCCUGCCGACUCUAUUCAUUGACCAAAGUGCAUUGGAACACAGUGCCAUUUUGCCUACCUUACAACGCGUCUCUCUCUGCUGCUGGAUAGCCUUCGGAUAGUUCAUGCAACAAGAUGCCCCGACGAUUCCAGAACGAGUCAUAUGGACCCUACUGUCUUUUCGCUGUCGUGAGAUCAGUUGGAUGCACCCAAUAAGCAACUGGACAAUAUCAGCUGCGACAGCGAGUGGUUUCAUGAAUUUCUGAAUGACGCAGGAGGUUAUUGAAUCCAUCAUGAGACGAAGAAGAAAUCGAUCAACUGUCCAAGUCGCUGAUAUUCACCUGACUUGGUCCCAUACGAAGGGAAUCCUAUUGUGCCAUAUUGUCCAAUUGACCAUAUGUAGUCUGACUUUUAUAACGGAACUCCUGAGGACCGAUGUCGUUAGUGGCUAAGAAAUGAGGACUAUUUCGAGGGACUUAUAAAGAAAAAUCAAGAUUCUUUCUACCGCAGGGAAUACUGGAAACAGCUAAAUCCUCGUAGAGGGACAUUAAGGUUGGCCCACAAAUAACGAAUGGUUGUUGAGUAUACUGCUUGCGAUAACUUACAUCCCUGCUUCCAUCAGCCUCGUAUCAGGGCGGAAGUACAUCAACCGUACAUGCCGAAGAAACUAACGACAUCAGAAUCGUCUUGAAACAGUGAUUAAUUUCGUUGCUCCGGAAACAAUAAGUCCGCCUGAGACAGCUGGACUAUGAAAAGCUUUCUUUUCUGCAACGUCACCGUGAACCUAAACACUGAUCGUCCUGAUUCCUUCUUCCAUAAGAAUCAAGAAGUUGAUAGGAAUCGAUUCCAGUCCAAUACAAGGUAUCCCGCAUUAUUUCCUGAUCCUGGUGAAACAAAGUAAUGGUUUUCUCGAGUACAGACUUUGAAGGUGUUCAAUAAAUCCUACCUAUCUUCGAAAUGGAUAUUCCAUCCGUUUUUUUUUUUUUUUUUGGAGCACUAGCAGAGUAAUACCCACUCCGAUAUCAAUGACGUCGCCAUCAUUCAGCUCGCAACGAAGGGAUAAAUAAGAUCUGAGAUUGUCUGAGAAUCCUUGAAAAAAAAAAAAAAAAGUACUAGGGUAAUAAGUCACGGGAAGAAAGGAAGAGUGAAAUGGGGAAGGGAAUGAGCGACGCGUGUCGUCCUUAUCGGAAAUUCUUAUCCAGCGAAUCCCACAGCAUUAACCUCGUACAAUUUUAUAUAGAAGCGAUCGCAUCCGUUAUCAGAAAUGUACUUGUUGAAGAUGUCGUUCCGACGUCUAACGUCGAGAUAUACUUUACCAGGGGGAACCUUUCGACUUUCUUACACGUCGGGAAUCGAGAGAACUUAACAUUUUCGUUUUGACGCCAAGACGCCUCGAGUGUUUCUCUGACUCUUCAGUUCACUUGGGAAAUGUCAACGGGUGAGAUGUUUGCAUUAGCUACCGUCUCGUUGACAUUUACAAUUGACGUGAGCGCGGAACUAUAGCGCUGCGUUACCUAUAAAUUACCUAUAUAAUGUAUCGGUACUGACAGCCAUAUGCUUGACCCAGCUCUUAUUAGCCGAAGGCCCAUUAAUUUAUUUCUAAAGACCCCGACAUUCACUGAUUGAAAUUUCAAAACAAUUCGUAUCCUAUUCGUAUAGUAUCGCAUAGUAAAGUGAUGCGAUCAAAGAAUUCUUUAAGUCCCAAAAGCUCGGCAUCAAAUAAAAAUCCUUGAUUAAUUGAUCCUUCCUAAAAAGAUUCGAGUCGCUCGAAUUCGAUCCGUAAAGUCGGUUUGAAUGGACCCGCAUACUUUAAGCGUAAGGGUGAGAGGACGAUACGCAAUGGACAAUGGGAGUUUUCGCAUGGAUUUUGUGUGCCAGGGCAAGCGUAGUCAGCUGAAUGUACAAAGCGAAGGAAGUCAGUCGAAUGGUAGAGAAGCUCGACGCUAGGGACGGAUCAAUGCUGACCUGACCUCAAGAAAUAGAUACUCCUCUCCCUGUAUGUCUAUUCAAAUAGUUGAUAUCCGUAAAGUAUCAUUCAGAAAAUUCAUAAGCCAUUCUAUCGGCUGGAAAUUCCUAUUCGAUAAGAGUUUCAGGUCCAAUGGAUCUUCCCGUGACUCCAGCA